Molecule: messenger RNA, 3494 nt
Organism: Diprion similis
Lineage: Eukaryota; Metazoa; Arthropoda; Insecta; Hymenoptera; Diprionidae
Gene: for
Product: cGMP-dependent protein kinase, isozyme 2 forms cD4/T1/T3A/T3B
Exons: 10
Coding region: 480-2504 (674 amino acids)
Biological process (GO): protein phosphorylation
Molecular function (GO): cGMP-dependent protein kinase activity; ATP binding
Source: RefSeq, a predicted model, not a curated record
UUCGGCCCUACGCUGCCUGCUGCUAGACCUCUUCCUGCCCGCCACCUCAGUCAUCGACGCCCGCUCGCACCGACGCUCUACGCUUCCUAUACUCGUAGCUCUACACCUAGCCGAACUACGAUCAUCCUACAUACCGGGACCUCAAACGCUUCGUACCUAUAUACCAAUUGAAUCCUUCGGGUAGCGAGCAACGCGUCGGGAUGCGCGCCUUUCACAGAAACGCGGCCGCCACCGCCACCGCCGCUGCGGCCUCCGGCCAACGUUUCGUGCCCCAGUAACGGCCAGAACAAGGACGACGAUUUUCGGCCCGGCUCUCGACGCCCAGUCAGUGUACCGGAGUUAUUUCACCGCUCGAGACGAGGCACCACGUGUCUCUGUCAUUCAUUCCUCGUUGCGGAGGAUCGCGGUUAAGAAUCGUCGACAAACUGGAAAAGAUUUGUGUUAACGUGAAGAGUGGACGGUCAACGUCAACGAGUGUCAUGGAGUCGGUCAGGGACUUGAAGAGGAUCCUGUACGAGAGAACGGAGGCCCUUCGACGGAGAGACGAGGCCGUCGAGGCCCUUGAGAAGGCCCUCGAUGAGCGAGACGACACUAUUCGGUAUCUCCAGAAUGAGAUCGACAAGUUUCGACAGAUCGUCGAGUAUAGCAUGUCCUCUGGGCCCCUCAGGCCUGGGCAGAGGCCCAAAAGACAGGCCAUCUCCGCCGAACCCAUAAGGAAAGACUCCAGGCCCAUUGCCAAGUUCAGCAAACCCCAAAGGUCACGCGAACUGAUCAAGGCUGCGAUUUUGGACAAUGACUUUAUGAAGAAUCUGGAGCUCACCCAGAUCCGGGAGAUCGUUGACUGCAUGUACCCCGUCACAUUUCCGGCUGGAUCGGUGAUCAUACGCGAAGGAGAUGUCGGUUCCAUCGUCUUCGUCAUGGAGGAGGGCAAGGUCGAAGUAUCGAGAGAUGGGAAAUACCUCAGUACACUGGCGCCGGUUAAAGUCCUCGGUGAAUUGGCAAUUUUAUACAAUUGUAAAAGAACAGCCACCAUAACAGCUGCGACCGACUGCCAAUUGUGGGCCAUUGAUCGUCAAUGCUUCCAGACUAUCAUGAUGAGGACUGGACUUUCUCGCCAAACCGAAUACACCGACUUCCUCAAGAGCGUUCCCAUCUUCAAAAACCUGCCCGAAGAAACCCUCAUAAAAAUCUCAGACGUUUUAGAAGAGACUUUCUACAAUAACGGAGAUUACAUAAUCAGACAAGGUGCAAGAGGCGAUACGUUCUUUAUCAUAAGUAGAGGGCAGGUGCGCGUCACGAUUAAACAACCUGAUACCACUGAGGAAAAGUUUAUUCGAACCUUGAGCAAGGGUGAUUUCUUUGGAGAAAAAGCUUUGCAGGGGGACGAUCUUAGGACUGCCAAUAUUAUAGCUGAUGACCCAGAUGGUGUGAGCUGCUUAGUUAUAGAUCAGGAAACAUUCAAACAACUAAUUUCCUCUUUAGACGAAAUUAAAACUAGAUACAGGGAUGAGCUGGUAGUACGCAGAAGGCUCAACGAGGAAUUCAGAGAUUUGCGGUUGCAAGAUUUACGUCCAUUGGCGACUCUUGGUGUUGGUGGUUUUGGCAGAGUAGAACUGGUACAAAUUGCCGGCGACAAUAGCCGGUCGUUCGCGUUGAAGCAAAUGAAAAAGUCACAAAUCGUAGAAACUCGUCAACAACAGCACAUUAUGUCUGAAAAAAAAAUUAUGGGAGAGGCUGACUGUGACUUUGUGGUCAAAUUGUUCAAAACCUUUAAAGAUAGGAAAUACUUGUACAUGCUAAUGGAGGCUUGCCUUGGCGGAGAAUUGUGGACGGUAUUAAGGGACAAAGGACAUUUUGAUGAUAGCACUACCAGAUUCUACACAGCAUGUGUUGUGGAAGCUUUCGAUUAUCUUCAUUCGCGGAAUAUUAUCUACAGAGAUCUCAAGCCUGAAAAUCUUCUCUUGGAUAGCCAGGGAUAUGUCAAAUUAGUAGACUUUGGUUUUGCCAAGCAUUUGGAUAACGGAAAAAAAACCUGGACGUUCUGUGGCACUCCAGAAUAUGUUGCGCCGGAAGUAAUUCUCAACAAAGGACAUGACAUCAGUGCAGAUUAUUGGUCCCUUGGAGUUCUGAUGUACGAACUCUUAACAGGCACACCACCGUUCACGGGAGCCGAUCCCAUGAAGACCUACAACAUAAUAUUAAAAGGAAUAGAUGCCAUAGAAUUCCCAAGGUCUAUUACACGGAAUGCAACUGCCCUAAUAAAAAAACUGUGCAGGGAUAAUCCUGCAGAACGCCUGGGAUAUCAAAAGGGUGGUAUUAGCGAAAUACAAAAGCAUAAGUGGUUCGAUGGCUUCAAUUGGGAAGGAUUGCGCGCAAGAACACUGGAGCCUCCAAUCAUGCCUCGAGUUCGCAAUGCAACAGACACUACAAACUUUGACGAAUAUCCACCAGAUUCGGAUCCGCCACCUCUUGAUGACGUUUCGGGGUGGGAUAAUGAUUUCUAACCCAAACUCCAUGAAUAGCCAGAAGGCUCUCUAUACAGCUGUUUACCCAUCACUCGGAUGACCGCGUGGUUGGCAGAGUAUAUUUUUAUAAUUAAUUAUAACUAUUGAUGACUUGCCUCGAGUAUUUUUUGCAAAUAUCUCAUGGCAGGUUUGACACUAAAGAACAGCAAUUGGACGGAUUAACUUCGAUCGCUUUGGUGUGAAUGCUGUAUCAGGUAGAAUAAAACUUGCCACGGUCACUUCUCUCAUAGCUAUUCCCUAGACGGCAACGCCUUAAGAACUCUACAGGAUCUAGGUAUCUCAUUUUUGAAAUUAACUGCAGAUGAUGGUAAUAUCAUUGAUCGAUGCGACAUCUCUGUGGCGGCAGCUUUUACGAUGAGUUUUACUGUACAAGGGUCCAUAGAUAUUUACGAGAAUUGAGUAAUUGCAUUUGAAAAAAAUUGUAUUCUUUUAUACGUCCAAGUUUAGUCUUUUGAGUAUUUUUUCUUUUUCGCCAAAAAAAUUUAAUUGCGCAUGUUACAAGUAAUUGAAUUUGGAAUUUAGAAGUUGUAGCUUUAAAAUCUGCUGUAUUCUCGUCAAUUUUCAUGUGAUCGAAAAAGAAAAAAAAAUUACCCGAUUAUUUUUGGUUUCUCUGCUCAAUACGCCUUCAAUAUUUUUUCAUGCAAAUUAGACUCGAUUGAAGGUUAUCAGUUAGUGUCCAAUUAGGGAUGAGAGUGACUCAGAAUAUAGUGGAAUAUUAGAAAAGGAUAGUUUGCGAAAAAGACUUUGAUAUCAGCACAAGUCCGGGUGAGAAUCCAAUCGUAAUUGGCUAUGCGGUCUGAUGAAUGUCUAGAAAGCUUGCUGCUAUAUUGUAAUAUGCAGAUUAGUUCCUUCAUUAAAUAAGUGACAAAAAGGAAUUAUAGGAAGACGAUGAUGAGGAAAAGAACCAGUUCCUUAUUUAUCAUGUUCAAAACUACCACCCAGAAAGUAGGAAACGUUGAUACACUCGAC